This is a messenger RNA of Cyclopterus lumpus (lumpfish), 2958 nucleotides long. Its product is annotated as transcription factor SOX-6-like. Gene Ontology annotation, molecular function: RNA polymerase II cis-regulatory region sequence-specific DNA binding; DNA-binding transcription factor activity, RNA polymerase II-specific. The coding region runs from base 167 to 2071 and encodes 634 amino acids. The record is from RefSeq and is a predicted model, not a curated record. Lineage: Eukaryota; Metazoa; Chordata; Actinopteri; Perciformes; Cyclopteridae. Gene Ontology annotation, biological process: regulation of transcription by RNA polymerase II; central nervous system development; positive regulation of chondrocyte differentiation. Gene Ontology annotation, cellular component: nucleus. The transcript is spliced from 12 exons.
CCCUCCCCUCCCCUCCACGCAACGAUCUCCCCCCAAAAAGUUUUGACCGGAAAAAAACAAACACAGGCAGCGGAUGCCGAGCCAGUGAAUCCAGGUGACGUUCAUGCAUUUUGAAGUCAUCCGCAAGUAAGAAGAGGGUGUUGGGAGUUGAAGUCUCUUACUGCUAAUGAUGUCUUCCAUGGGAGCAACGCCUCCCUUCGACCCACCGUCCGAGGAGGAGGAAGCGAUGGGUCAGGACAACGCAGCCUGGACCGGCGACGAGCGAGAGGGCCCGAAGGAGACGGCGUCUCCCCCUUCGCACGACCGACCCCACCCGGACAAGCUGCAGCCAAUCAGGGAGAAGCUGACGGACGCCGGGUGGGAGAACGUGGUGCCUGCUGCGACGGACAACGAGAUCAAUAAAGGCUGCUCCGUCUACUCCUACCGGACUAACUCCACCUCUCCGCCCAAGCCGGAGGAGGGCUCCAGGGAGCCGGCCGUCGGCCUCGUCUUCGGGACGCCGGAGCGCCGCAAAGGGAGCCUGGCGGACGUGGUGGACACGCUGAAGCAGAAGAAACUGGUGGAGCUGACCAAGACGGAGCAAGACGCCACAGCCUGCGGGCCUCGACUGCAGGCCUGGCGGUUCUGGCGGCGGGCCAGCCGGCAUAUGCCCGUCGGUUUUGCCGGUUCCGCCCUCUCCCUGCAGCAGCUGUAUGCCGCCCAGCUGGCCACCAUGCAGAUGUCCCCGGGAGCCAAGAUGGCGUCCCUCCCGCAGGCUCCCAACUCCUCCGGUCCCCUCUCCCCCUCCGCCGUGAAGAGCGAGAAGCGAGCAUCCAGCCCCGUGGCUCACAUCAAGGAGGAAGCGUCCACGCAGCCGCUGAACCUCUCGGCCCGACCCAAGACGGCCGAGCCGCUGCGGCCCACGACGUCCCCGACGCACGGCCUCUUCUCCGGGAGCAAGUCCAGCCCGACGGGCGGGGGCAAGGCCCGCAUCCCGAGCCCCCUCGGCAGCAUGGGCCGGAACGCCUCCCUGGACAUCCUGUCCAGCCUCAACUCCACGGCGCUCUUUGGGGACCAGGACGCCGUGAUGAAGGCCAUCCAGGAGGCCCGGAGCAUGAGGGAGCAGAUCCAGAGGGAGCAGCUCCACCACCACCAGCAGCACCAGCAGCACCAGCAGCACCAGCAGCACCAGCAGCACCAGCAGCACCAGCAGCACCACAGCCUGGAGGCCAAGCUGUCCGCCCUCAGCGGCAUGACCCUCAACAACGGCAACAAGGAGCGGCUGCACUACGAGACGCUGAGUCAGCACCUGGGGAAGCUCGGGGAGGACGCCGGCAAGAUGGUCCAUCGGGUCAUCGAUCUGACGAGACCGGAGGAUCUGGACGGGAGCAGCAUCACGGAGGCGCGGGUGUUCAGGGAGGCGCGGGGCCGGAACAACGCCGAGCCGCACAUCAAGAGGCCCAUGAACGCCUUCAUGGUGUGGGCCAAAGACGAGAGGAGGAAGAUCCUGCAGACGUUCCCCGACAUGCACAACUCCAACAUCAGCAAGAUCCUCGGCUCUCGCUGGAAGGGCAUGACCAACCAGGAGAAGCAGCCGUACUACGAGGAGCAGGCCCACCUGAGCAAGAUCCACCUGGAGAAGUAUCCCAACUACAAGUACAAGCCGCGGCCCAAGAGGACCUGCAUCAUCGACGGCAAGAAGCUGCGCAUCGGGGAGUACAAGCAGAUGAUGCGCUCACGGCGCCAGGAGAUGAGGCAGUUCUUUGUGGGGCCUCAGCCCCCGAUGCCUCUCGGCAACAGCCCCGGCGGAGUAGGCGUUUACCCGGGCGGCAUCACCAUGGCGACGGCCACCACGUCCCCACACCUGACCUCAGACUGCUCCAGCAACUCGGCCAGCCCCGAACCCGCCAUCCCCGUCAUUCAGAGCACGUACGGGAUGAAGUCCGAGCCCGGCGGCGGAGCCCUGGGCCUGCCGAGCGGCCCCGGCGCCAACGGAGACGGCGACACGGACAUGUACGAGGACUUUGAGGACGAGCCCAAGUCAGACUAUAGCAGCGACCGCGAGACGCGGGAGGCCGUCAGCGCCAACUGAGCGCGCUCAGGGGGUCGGUUGUAAGAAAAGAAAAAAGAGAACGAGAAGAGGAAGAGGAAGAGGAAGAGGAAGGAGACAUAAAAAGAAAGCUCCUGUUAUACUCAGAGACACUUUUUAAAAACACAGUUUAUUAUAGAGACCUUAUCAGGACGCGUGGCGCCGUGCGCCGAGCGCGCCCCCGGACCGGGUCCCAAACCCAGCGGACACGCUCAGGAGGUUCCCCCGGACGGCGGCUCGGUGGACGUCCGCUUUGAAGAAUCGGGCCGACGGAAACGGAUCGGAAACAAACCGGGAGCAGACAUCCAGACGACGACCUUCAGGUUCCUCCCACGAUGACAAUCUCCAACGGGAGCCAAUGAGAGGAGAGGAUGAGGACGACCGCGUGACCGCGCGUAAGCGUGGAUUGUGGAACAUCAGGAAUUGGUCUUCAACAGCUAUUUGGUCUUAAUGUUUAAGGAGUGAUUUUUGUUUUGUUUUUAUCAUUGUGUAUUUACUUUUUAUUUUGUCGUGUUUUUUUUUUGUUUCCUCAUUGUUGUUUUUGUUUUUUUGUUCUUUAGACUUUUAUUCUGACGGGUCGCCGCUGCCUGUACGAACUCUGGACUGUCGGAACUUGAAAUUUGAAAAAAAAAAAAGGUUUUAAUAUCAAUCCUAGCUAUUGUAAUCUUAUAGUCUUACUUUUUGUUUCUUACGGAUACAGUGCAUUGACAUCUUGUUUUUUCUGACAAACUGCUUACAUUACAUUACUGUUUUUUUUUUUUUUUAUAUCCCAGCUCAGGUAUGAUGUGCCAGCUUGUGAAUGUGUUUUGUUUUUGUUUGUUUGUUUUCAUACGGAAAGAGUGGUAGGACUUUUCAGACUGUCAAUGAAAUAAAGGGAGCACAAUCCCUUA